UCCUCAACUGUUAACAUUUGUUGUUAUUUUUUUAAUUGUUCUCAUUUUAGGCACUCAACCACGAAUGAAUUGUUGUUGUUUUUGCUGUUAACAUUCAACUGGGGGGGCAGUCGUCAGUCGUCAGUCGUCAGCUGUUAAUUGUUUUGCGGCAGGAGAGCAAUUGAGAGCUUCGCAACCGAAAGAAGAGCGACGGAGAAAUUUUAAGACUUGCAAAAACACUGAAAAAUGCGAUUAAGACAACAAAAGACAAACUAAGCGUCAACAUACAUUUUAGUCUAGCGUGAAUUGUUGCUUUAGUUGGUUAACAGCGCUGUGUUCAACUCGCGUGGAGUACGUUCACUUCAUAGCCAAGCCAACUUAGUGAUUUUGUAUGUGUUUCAAUUUACUUUUAAACAACAAAAACAAAAAUAAAAAUAAAAAAAAAUUAGAAAGAAUCUUCUGUCUAUCUACCCUACCCUACCCCCUUGUGAAGAGAGAAGAAUAGUAGCAAAAUAAAAACAAGUUGGAUUGGAUACCGUUCAGUAAUAUAAGAAGAAGAAGAAGAAGAAUUUAUAUGAGAAUAAAAAAGGCAAAAUAAAACGUGUACCGUUGCGUUGUUGGCAAUUAUUUUACAGUAAGAAUAAAAAGCGUUUGGCAUCACGCGAUUGAAAACGAGAACGAGAACGAGUAAUAGUAGAUUUGUACGUUAAAAGCAAAAAAAAACUCGAACAAAAUUUGAAUAAAAAAAUCCUAUUAGAAAGUUUAAGUGCAAAUUAUAUAUAUAUAGAUAUUAAAAUUUGUUCAAAUAUAAUGACAACUUCAACGCUUAAACCACACAAUUCCAAAACGCCAAAAGAAAACAAUGAAGCAGAUGCGAAUUCCACCAGUUCAUUGACCGCGAUUGAGAAAACAGACUCAGAGGAUAAUUCUUGGGCGUCAGAUGGUUUCAAUUAUAUAAACCCAUUUGUUCACCGGGUGAACAUUGAUAAUCAUGUUGAUUUAGCCAAGAUUUAUGUGCUUUCGGUGCUGUUGUUACCAUUUCGUGUAGUGGGAUGUGUACUUUCGCUUGUAUCAGCAUGGAUGUUCGCCUGUAUAGGUCUCUAUGGCAUGACCUUGGAUGAUCUAAAAAUAAAACCUUUGACAGGAUGGCGAAGGCAACUGCAACGUUUAACGGCUGGCUGUAUGCGUAUGGUUUAUGCAUCGGGAUCAUUUCAUUAUAUAACAUUUAAAGGAGAAAGAGCAUCACCGAAAGAAGCACCAAUAAUGGUUGUAGCACCGCAUUCCUCAUAUGUUGAUUCUAUAAUUGUUGUUGCUACUGGACCACCUUCCAUUGUUGCCAAGCAAGAGACUUCACAAAUACCGCUUCUUGGAAAAAUAAUCAAUUAUGCUCAACCGAUAUAUGUGCAACGCGAAGAUCCCAACUCUCGUCAGAAUACUAUACGUGAAAUCGUAGAUCGAGCACGGUCAAAAGAUGAGUGGCCACAAGUUGUUAUAUUCGCUGAAGGAACAUGCACUAAUCGUACUGCUUUAAUUAAAUUCAAACCUGGUGCCUUUUAUCCUGGAGUACCAGUGCAGCCUGUUUUAUUGAAAUAUCCCAAUAAAUAUGAUACUUUUACCUGGACUUGGGAUGGACCUGGCGUGUUACGUUUGCUUUGGAUGACUAUGUCACAGUUCUACAGUCGUUGUGAAAUUGAAUUUUUGCCUGUAUAUAAUCCAACGGAAGAAGAAAAAAAUAAUGCCAACUUAUAUGCUCGGAAUGUACGUGAAGUGAUGGCAAAAGCACUUCAAGUACCGACAUCAGAAUAUUCAUUUGAAGAUGUUAUCGUUAUGAGUCGUGCCAGAGACAUGAAAAUACCUUUUCCUGGUGAUGUUGUAGAAAUUGAACAUACGCUGUAUAAAUUAGGUUUGCUUGAUUGCGAUCGCGAUGUUGAAUUAGCCUGUGAAUACCGAUCCUUUGGCAAUACAGAAAAAAUUGAUUGUUUGACAUUUUCUGAAUUAUUGCAAGUUGAUAUUUCAAAUCCACAUUUCCGCAAACUAUUUUCGCUUUUAGAUCAUCGACACAGUGGUACAGUCAGUCUCAAGAGCUUCUUACUAUGCUCAUUCUUUUGCAAAGUCAAAAAUGAUGAAAUUGUAGCAUUUUUAGAGACUAUUGUGCAGAUAUAUGCCGAAUCCAAAGAUUGUAUAAAACGCGAGGAAUUCUGCAAAAUUAUGAAACAUGCGACAAGGAUGACAGAUGAGAAAGCCAGUGCAUUAUUUAUUGCAAUAGAUCAAUCACAUACGGGUUAUAUUACCUUCGAGGACUUCACAAACUAUAGCCGUGAACUUCCAAAAUACCAAUAUAUAUAUAAAAAACAAGAGCACAUAAGAAGAACGUACAACAAUUCAAAAAUGAAGAUACAAUAAAAAAUAUAGGCAAACAGCCUAUAUUGUGUAAAACUUAGGCUCUUCUAGUAUUGUACACCAUGUCACGUCAGCAGCAGAAUGAAAUAAGAGAGCUGAAUACAUUAGGAAAACAUCUGCAUAAUAAUAAUGUAAUCUCAUGCAAAGUGUUUGGGAGCGAAUGCAAUUUUUCUUCCAAUAAACAAUUAACGAUGAUCUGACGAAUUUGAAAGUACAUCCAUAAUAACAUAGAUGUAAAACAAUUUUAAUGUAGAAAUAUGUGCUAAGCUAUUUAAAAGUUACUGUCUUGAGGAAGGGAUGUAAACAAAGUAUUAUUUAAAUCUUAAACCGAAAUGGGCCUUCCCCUAAACAACAUAUAUAUAUAUUUUGUAUUUAAAACUAUUAUUUAGUGAACUGUGUAAGGUUAAUGUUAAAAAAAAUUAACACAAAUUGUAAAUUUAACAUCUAUUUAAACAAAAAUCAAGAAUGCCUCAGCACACUAUAAUCUAAUACAGAUACCCUAAAUGACAGUCCAAAAUUAUUAACCCAUUAUGUGUACAUAUUUAAAAAUAUUUGAUUUACAUAUAUACACAUACAUAGCUUCAAAUAUGUAAUAAAUUUUGAAAUAAAAAAAUUCAAUACUUCAUUGUUUAGUGGUAAAUUUUUAUUUAAUCCAUGAGUUGAAUGCCGUUCUAUGGAACCUAUUUAUGUCUAUUUUAAAACUGAUAUUUGUAAAUAAAUACGGCUGUCUUAUAUAUAAAAAAUUUAAC
Molecule: messenger RNA, 3128 nt
Organism: Teleopsis dalmanni
Lineage: Eukaryota; Metazoa; Arthropoda; Insecta; Diptera; Diopsidae
Gene: LPCAT
Product: lysophosphatidylcholine acyltransferase
Exons: 10
Coding region: 790-2382 (530 amino acids)
Molecular function (GO): calcium ion binding
Source: RefSeq, a predicted model, not a curated record